AUGACACAAGGUGAACUUUCAAUUGCCCAAUAUUGUCAAAAACUGAAGGCCAUCAAUGAUCUCUUGUCCAAUAUCGAGAACCCUAUCCCUGAAAAGUCGUUUAUUGCACAUCUGUUGAAUGGCUUAUCCCCACAGUUCGAAAACAUAUCCAUGCUUCUUCGCCACAGGGACCCGUUUCCAACCUAUAAUCUGGUCCGCUCCAAGCUUCUGGUUGAAGAAAGCAGACUAAAAUCGAACCGCCCAACACCACCUUCACACUUGGAUCACUCCUCUGCACCUUCGGUCUUGUAUGCCGCCAACAGUAGCCGUGCACCGUCUUCCUCUAACCGCAGUGGCCGUCGUCCUAAUCAGAACCGCCGUGGAGGCGGCAACUCUGACUCGCGUCGCCCGAAUACUUCUGGGUCUGGUCAUAUGCAGCAUCCCCAACCGGUUCCUUGGAACCCAUUCACCUUACCGUGGCAGACUUUUCCUUGGGGAUAUCCACCUUCUUGGCCUGACUACAGACCCAAUUCAGCAGCCCAGCAACGCAGGCCCAACUCACCAGCCCAGUCAAUUCAACAUGGCAUUCUUGGUGCCCCACCUUCCGCUACAGCAGCUGCGUAUCACACCACCACCACUCCGACUCUUCGGCCUCCAUGGCAGUGGUUCCCCUUCAAUAUCUCAAGAUCAGCCUACCGACCUCGCUUAAGCCUUCAACUCCUUGAAUGUUACUGA
Molecule: messenger RNA, 714 nt
Organism: Lactuca virosa
Lineage: Eukaryota; Viridiplantae; Streptophyta; Magnoliopsida; Asterales; Asteraceae
Source: the annotation of a GenBank genome assembly